Ceutorhynchus assimilis (cabbage seed weevil) is the source of this 837-nucleotide messenger RNA. Lineage: Eukaryota; Metazoa; Arthropoda; Insecta; Coleoptera; Curculionidae. The record is from the annotation of a GenBank genome assembly.
AUGGCUACGGAGGCACUGAAAAGUAACAACAAUUUGUUUGAAGUUCUGAAAGAAAUAAAAGAUCAAAACGCAAAAAUUGCGCAACAAAACAGUUCCAUCCAGUCGGACAUAACUGAAAUAAAAUCAGAAUUAGAGAAACAAAACAUUAGCGUCUUAGAACUUCAACAAAAAAUAACAGUUCUGGAAACUGAAAACGCUACAUUAAAAGAAAAACUUGAACGAAUCGAACAAGAGGGAAAGAAGAAUAAUAUCAUACUAUUUGGUUUACAAGAAGAAGAAAACGACCAACAGAACUUGAGAAAAAAUAUAAUUAAAUUCUGCGUAGACCGACUGGAGGUCAGCAUUGCCGAAGAAGAUUUAAACGACGUUUACCGUCUCGGAAAGCCAAACUCGAGAUCUAGAGGAGUUUUAAUCAAGCUUGUACGAGCUCAUAUCAAGCAGGAAAUUUUGAAAAACGCACGAAAAUUAAAGAAUACGGGCUUUUCAUUGACAAACGAUUUGAUACCAGAGUUGAGACAACAGCAAAAAAUAUUAGUAAAACACCUAAAGGAAGCAAAAUCAAAAAACUACAGUGCAAAAAUAGUUAAAAACAAACUAGUUGUAAAUGGUGAGGAGUACACUAUUGAGCAAUUAGAGAACUCCAGCCAAAGCGGUGAAAAACCACAGCCUAAACUAAACCAAACGCUCAGACCCACAAGUGAACCAACUUCUCCAGAGGUUUUUGAAUUUCCAGAAGAAAUUAUAAAUGUUCCACAACAACCGCCAUUUGCAGGAACCAGGAAUAGAACUAACUCUAUCAAAAAUAAACAGUCAGAAUUACCAAAGCUUCCGCCCUAA